ACCAGGUGGCAUAGAAAAUGUCAAGAAAAUUUUAAAAACAAUAGAGUGGGUGUUGUUGCUGUAAUUUCUCCUUAGCAAUCAAAAUAAAUGGCGGAAAAAAACGAUAAGAUAAUAGAGGAUUUGAUCAAAGAUUUUGAGACGACGAGUAACAAGGUGGUAACUUCAGAAUCAGAACAAGAAGAUCAAUUAGAAUUUGAAGAUGCUUUGGGGCCACCUUCUAGAGAAGAUUCCCCGAAUGUCUCAUCAGACGAAUCUGAUUCUGAAGAUGUAUCGAAUAGUGAAAAACCGGCUCUAAGCAGCGAACAAAUUGAGGAAAAAAAACGAGAAGUUUUAGAUGUUAAAGAAAAAGGGAAUGAACUUUUCAGAAAUGGAAAUUAUGACAAAGCAUGCCAACAUUACUCAAAAGCCUUGAAAUUGUGUUCCUCUUCCUUCAAAAUGGAGAGAUCAAUUUUGUACAAUAAUCGAGCAGCUGCCAAAGCAAAACAGGGUAAAACCGAGAGUGCCUUAAAGGAUUGCACAAAAGCUGUUGACCUAAACCCUGUAUAUAUUAAAGCUCUAUUACGUCGAGCAAAACUCUAUGAGGAAGUUGAUCAACUUGACAAGGCUCUAGCAGAUUACAAAGAGUUACAUAGAUUGGAGCCUGGCAAUGUGGAAGUAAAUUCUGCUCUGGCAUAUUUACCUAGACGUAUUGAGGAACAGACAGAAAAGCUAAAGCAAGAAAUGUUUGGAAAAAUGAAAGAUUUGGGAAAUAUGUUUCUAAAACCUUUUGGCUUGUCAACUGAUAAUUUUCAAAUCAACAAAGACCCAACCACAGGCUCUUACUCGGUAAACAUGAACAAGUGAUUGUCUUUACUUUCCAAAUCCAACAUUAUCUGAUUGAUAACCUAUGUCACAUUUAAUUGUAAAGUUUCAAAUGAUUUAAAUAAAUACCCGUUCUGUGGA
Daphnia magna is the source of this 942-nucleotide messenger RNA. It is a transcript of the gene Ttc1, whose product is annotated as tetratricopeptide repeat protein 1. NCBI's taxonomy places the organism in Eukaryota, Metazoa, Arthropoda, Branchiopoda, Diplostraca, Daphniidae. The transcript has 4 exons. Gene Ontology annotation, molecular function: protein binding. The record is from RefSeq and is a predicted model, not a curated record. Bases 88 to 843 code for a protein of 251 amino acids.